Messenger RNA from Triticum urartu, 946 nucleotides. The record is from RefSeq and is a predicted model, not a curated record. Lineage: Eukaryota; Viridiplantae; Streptophyta; Magnoliopsida; Poales; Poaceae.
UAGGAAGGACAAGCGGGGACGGAACAAACUCAAUCGAACCGAAGCUGAAACCCUACGGGAUCGCAAUAAAGCGGAGCAGAGAGAGGGGGAAGCAGGCAACUAAUACACCCGAUUUCCCCCUGAAAUCCUCUCCGCCGACCUCCCAUGGAGAGCGACGGCGGAACCUAGUUUAGCUCAGCCGCCAACCCAACCUCACCGCGGCCCGCUGCCGAGCUGAGGGCCCCAGGCCGCCGAUCUCGUGGAGAUCGUAGCGCAAAGCUGCCGCGACCCAACCCUCUGCUCCUCGCGGCUCUUCGGCCAGCAUCGCGACAGGUAUCCAGCAAUGGCGACCUCCUCUCUUGCUCCGCCUGAGGUGCCCAUGGAGCUGCAUGCGGGCAACCGUGACCGCCUCUUAACCGCACUUCGCGCCCACCUCUCCACCACCGCUAGCCCUCCCCGUGGCCUCGCCCUCCUCCAGGGCGGUGAGGAGCAGACACGACACUGCACUGAUCAUCUCGAGCUGUUUAGGCAGGAGAGCUACUUUGCUUAUCUCUUCGGAGUGCGUGAGCCAGGGUUCUAUGGCGCUAUAGACAUCGCCUCUGGACAAUCGAUUUUGUUUGCUCCAAGGUUGCCACCUGACUAUGCUGUCUGGAUGGGUGAAAUAAAACCACUCCCUUAUUUUAAGGAUAGGUACAAGGUCGAUUUGGUCUUCUAUGUCGAUGAGAUUGUGCAGGUUCUGCAAGAUCGAUUCAGUCAGCAUGGAAAGCCUGUGUUGUUUCUCUUGUAUGGAAAGAGUACUGACAGCGGAAAUUACUCAAAGCCUGCUAGUUUUGAAGGGAUAGAGAAGUUUGACACCGAUUUGGGUACACUCCACCCUAUCUUAACUGAAUGCCGUGUUAUCAAAUCUGAAAUGGAGCUUGCCCUCAUUCAAUAUGCCAAUGAUGUUAGCUCAGAAGCACACAUUGAG